Meira miltonrushii is the source of this 1000-nucleotide messenger RNA. RefSeq names its product putative glycine cleavage system H protein, mitochondrial precursor. Bases 207 to 710 code for a protein of 167 amino acids. NCBI's taxonomy places the organism in Eukaryota, Fungi, Basidiomycota, Exobasidiomycetes, Exobasidiales, Brachybasidiaceae. The transcript has 2 exons. The record is from RefSeq and is a predicted model, not a curated record. Gene Ontology annotation, biological process: protein lipoylation; glycine decarboxylation via glycine cleavage system. Gene Ontology annotation, cellular component: glycine cleavage complex; cytoplasm; mitochondrion.
GUGUGUGCCAGCUACCUACUCUACAGUGAAGAAAGACUCUAGGCUGGGCUCUGCGCACUUUGGACGACGGGUAACGCGGACGUUGUAGCGAGAAGAAAAAGGGCGCGUGCGUGCACAAUUGCAAAAAACAGCAUGGAGAAGAUUGAACAAGAGGAGCAUUCUAUGGCUAGUUUCCAUCAUCAUCUCCCUCUAACAUAUCGAUCACAAUGUUGGCCCCUCUACGCUCUGCUCAACCUAUCAUCACACGCUCUAUCUGCCGUGGUGUUCAAGCACCAAGAAUCGCAGCAAUCCCGCUUCAACGUUCUUUUGCUUCUUCUUCAAUCGUUCAAAAGACUUCAAUUCGUUAUACAGCCGAACAUGAAUGGGUAAAAUUCGAUGAUGAAAAUUCAACAGGUUUGAUCGGGAUUACGGAUUACGCUCAAAAGAGUCUAGGAGAUGUUGUUUAUGUUGAAUUGCCAAAAGAAGGUUCAGAAGUUCAACAAGGAGAACAAAUCGGUGCAGUCGAAUCUGUAAAAGCUGCUUCCGAUAUUUAUUCUCCCGUUACUGGCCAAGUUGAAAGUGUGAACAGUCAACUUGGUGAAGAACCUGGAUUGUUGAACAAAUCCCCAGAAGAGAAAGGAUGGUUAUGCAGAAUCAAGCUAAACAAUCCUGCCGAAUUUGAGGAAUUACUCGAUGAAGAAGCAUACACGAAAUUGACAGAGGAUGCUUGAUCAAUGACAGUCUUCUUUUCUUUUCUUCAUCUGGAACAUAUCUAUGUAAUUUCAAUUCGAUCACAUCGCCUUCAACUGCCAGAUCGAAAUCCGUUGUACGAAAUAAUAGAUUGAAUGCAAACAAAGGACUAGGGUAUGAUACAAGAAACAAAGAAAAAAGUGAUACACUUGAGAAAAAGCCCGAAAAAUCCGAUUGAUAAAAUGUCCCAAAAAGUUCUUUUUUUAAAUGUCUGCGCCAGGGAUGCGACCUUUUGGCGGAGGUGACAUGCUCUGUUGAGGAUGAUUUCCAU